AUGCAAGGGCUCCAGCCAGACAAUCUCGUCACGCUUGCGCUCAGGCUGCUGCCCUCGUCCUCGAACGCACAGGGUGCGACCGCCGCUGGCGAUGGAUCGACCCUGAGCCCCACUUCGACGACCCCGGGUGCGACCGCCGAUGACGCCAGUUCCCAUGCCAAGAAGACGGCGACGCUGUCCACGCCUUUGCAUGCCCUAGCAUUACUCGUACACUCGAUCCACUCGGCGCUCGACUUUCGUCUUGUAGAGCCCAAACCUACCAGCAGCAACAGCAACAGUGAAUCGGGUGAUGACGCGUCCCCCGCUGCGGCGGAUGUCGACCAGCUGCCCCAACGGUGGGAAGGCUCUGUCACAAACACCUCGAUCCAGUUCAAGUACAGACACCAGCAGUCGUCGAUGGAGUUUGUCGUCUCGCUCGUUGAAAUGGGUGGAAGGGCCUUGAUCGCUGCAGUUGCUGUCGAGGUGAGGCUCACAAGGGCGCAUUCGAGGCCAGAUCUUCACGGCUGAUCAUCGCACGACUACCCACACAGGACACCAAGUCCAUUUCGUACGAUGUACUGCUAGCCGACUACUUUUCCCGAUCAGCGUUCCCGCUCUCGCUCCCCACCGGCGCCUCUGAAGCCUCGGCGGCAAAGAGAGUGCUCGCCGACUCGUUCGCGACCCCACGCCGACUGCAAGAGCUCAUCAACAAUUAUCGCAUCAACAUCAUCCAGCGUCUUCUUCCUGGUCUUUCUAAGAGCGGAUACGAAGAACUUCCCUCCAGCGAAGGCUCGGGUGCGACCACCGCCGCCGGAGCGGACCGACCCCUCGCCAACCCUCGCGGCCCUUAUUACCCCGAUCCAGGAGGACCUUUGAUCGACUCGACCGCAGGCGGAUCCCGACCCCGUCCUCCACCCGAAGCAACACCCGAUCAUGACCCUCUGCGCAUCCCUGGUUCGGGUGGUCGAGGCAAUCCAUUCGGCGACGUCGGUCGAUCCGAUCUGCUUCCUCUAGGUGGGUUGGGAGGGACGACCGGACUGGGCGGCUCCAAUCCCUUUGGGGGAAACGGUCCUGCGGGAAGUGGGAUGUUCGUCGGACCUGAUCAUCCGAUCUUUGGGGAUCAUUUCGGACCGCAACGAGGUGGAGGAGGCGGAGGUGGUGGUGGUGGUGGUGGUGGAAGGUGGGGUGGGGAUGGGUUCUUGCCUCCUGGUGCGGUGCCACCGGGUGCUCGAUUCGAUCCCAUUGGACCUUCAGCGGGUGGUGCAGGAGGUGGGCGAGGUGGUCGACAAGGUGGCUGGGGUGACGAGUUCGUACGUACAUCAGUGCGAAGAAAGUAUUCAAUUCGCGCGUGCUAAUCGAUCUCUCCUGACCACUGAAUGCAGCCCCCGCCCGGAGGUAGUGGCUACGAUGACAUGUUCAGUUAA
Molecule: messenger RNA, 1403 nt
Organism: Microbotryum saponariae
Lineage: Eukaryota; Fungi; Basidiomycota; Microbotryomycetes; Microbotryales; Microbotryaceae
Source: the annotation of a GenBank genome assembly